AGCCAAGGGGGGCUGCGCUGCGAAUCACAGCUGCACAACGAGCGCUGGAGGCGGCAGCUACAUCGGAGACCUGGGUUUUCUCGUCCCCCCUCUCCUCCUUUUUUUUUUUUUUUUUUUUUUUCCCCUCCUCCCUUCCUCCUUCCCCUCCUUCCUCCCCCUCUUCCCUCCCCUUCCCUUUGCGCGGAGAGAGCCAGAGAAAACUCCCGUGCAAAGCCCGGUCGCUGCCGCACAGCCGGUGCGCUCCCGGAGCGGAAAGUUGCGGCACGCUCCGGCGCUCCGCUACCGCGGGGAGAAAGCUCAGGACUUACAAAACCCACCCGGAGGCGCAGGCUUAGACCUUCUGCACUGUUCUUCUCGCUUCCCGCACGGCCCCGAAGGCAGCAUCUUUGUUUUGUUUUGCUUUUGCCCUCCUGCCGCUGCUCGUUUCUCCUUUCCGUGGGCGUCUGAGUGCCCGGAGCCGCCGGCGGUGCGCUGCCAGCGCUGAUACCCAAAGCCGGGAGGCGUCGGGUGGCUCCGGGAGCCGGCUCGUCCCUGGCUUUGUCGCUGCGGUCCGAAGAAGCCCCAGAAGCCGGGAGAAGGAGGAGGCGGCGGUGGUGGAGGGGGGAGCGGAGGAAAGGAAGCGAGAGGCGAAGCGGAGGCAAAGUUUCUUUGGAAUAGGGAGCGCGGCCAGCCCUCUGCCAGGCUGCGCGCUGGGGCCAGGUCUCCAGCCCCCUCCGCCCGGAGAGGAGCCCGCAAGACAGCGAUGGCCGGAGAGCUGAGCAUCGGAGCCGAGCUGCCCACCAGCCCCCUGGCCAUGGAGUACGUCAACGACUUCGACCUGAUGAAGUUCGACGUGAAGAAGGAGCCUCUGGGCAGGAACGACCGUUCGGGCAGGCACUGCACCCGCCUGCAGCCUGCCGGCUCCGUGUCCUCCACCCCCAUCAGCACCCCCUGCAGCUCCGUGCCCUCCUCGCCCAGCUUCAGCCCCACCGAACAGAAGACCCACUUGGAGGACCUGUACUGGAUGGCCAACAGCUACCAGCAGAUGAACCCCGAGGCGCUGAACCUCACCCCGGAGGAUGCGGUCGAAGCCCUCAUCGGCUCCCACCAAGUGUCCCAGCAGCUGCAAGGCUUCGAGAGCUUCCGGGCCCAUCACCACCACCAUCACCAUCACCACCAGCACCACCACCAGUACCCCACCGUCACCCACGAAGACCUGGCGGGCAGCGGGCACCCUCACCACCACCAUCACCACCACCAUCAGGCCUCUCCUACCCCUUCCACCUCAUCCAGCUCCUCUCAGCAGCUCCAGACCUCUCACCAGCAGCAUCCCCCAUCCAGCAGCGUGGAGGACCGGUUCUCGGAUGACCAGCUGGUCUCCAUGUCCGUGAGGGAGCUCAACAGGCACCUCCGAGGCUUCACCAAAGACGAGGUGAUCCGCCUCAAGCAGAAGAGGAGGACCUUGAAGAACAGGGGCUACGCUCAGUCCUGCAGGUAUAAACGCGUCCAGCAGAAGCACCACCUGGAGAACGAAAAGACCCAACUCAUUCAGCAGGUGGAACAGCUCAAGCAAGAAGUGACCCGGCUGGCCAGAGAGCGAGACGCCUACAAGCUCAAGUGUGAGAAACUUGCCAGCAAUGGCUUCAGAGAGGCCGGCUCCACCAGUGACAACCCGUCUUCCCCCGAGUUCUUCAUGUGAGUGCUUAAUAAAGUAAUUAAAAAAAAA
This is a messenger RNA of Lagopus muta (rock ptarmigan), 1705 nucleotides long. It is a transcript of the gene MAFB, whose product is annotated as MAF bZIP transcription factor B. Gene Ontology annotation, cellular component: nucleus. The transcript has a single exon. Lineage: Eukaryota; Metazoa; Chordata; Aves; Galliformes; Phasianidae. Gene Ontology annotation, molecular function: RNA polymerase II cis-regulatory region sequence-specific DNA binding; DNA-binding transcription factor activity, RNA polymerase II-specific. Bases 743 to 1678 code for a protein of 311 amino acids. The record is from RefSeq and is a predicted model, not a curated record. Gene Ontology annotation, biological process: regulation of transcription by RNA polymerase II; regulation of myeloid cell differentiation.